CGACGAAGAGGUGAAAUGGCGCAGAGAGGAGUUCAGCUGGACCCGAAAAAAUUUUGCUGUUCGAUCUGUCUGGACCUACUGAAGGAUCCGGUGACUAUUCCCUGUGGACACAGCUACUGCAUGAACUGUAUUAAAAGCUUCUGGGACAAAGAGGAUGAGCAGGAAAUCCACAGCUGCCCUCAGUGUAGGCAGACCUUCACACCGAGGCCUGUCCUGGUCAAAAACACCAUGUUAGUUGAUUUAGUGGAGGAGCUGAAGAAGACUGGACUCCAAGCUGCUGAUCACUGCUGUGCUGUACCUGAAGACGUGGCCUGUGAUGUCUGCACUGGGAGGAAACUGAAAGCCGUUAAAUUCUGUCUGGUUUGUCUGGCCUCUUACUGUGAGAAUCACCUGCAGCCUCAUCAUGACGCAGCUCCAUUAAAGAAACACAAGCUGGUGGAUCCUUCCCAGAAGCUCCAGGAGAACAUCUGCUCUCGUCACGACGAGGUGAUGAAGAUGUUCUGCCGCACCGAUCAGCAGUGUAUCUGUUAUCUCUGCUCUGUGGAGGAACAUAAAGGCCACGACACAGUCUCAGCUGCAGCAGAAAGGACUGAGAGGCAGAGAGAGCUCCAGCUGAGUCGACAAAAGAUCCAGGAGAGAAUCCAGGACAGUGAGAAAGAUGUGAGGAGCUGGCAACAGACGGUGGAGGCCCUCAAUGGCUCUGCUGUUAAAGCAGUGGAGGAGAGUGAGAAGAUCUUCACAGAGAUGAUCGGUCUACUGGAGAAACGACGCGCUGAUGUGAAGCAGCAGAUCAGAUCCCAGCAGGAAACUGAAGUGAGUCGAGUCAAAGAGCUUCUGGAGAAGCUGCAGCAGGAGAUCGCUGAGAUGAAGAGGAAAGACGCUGAGCUGAAGCAGCUCUCACACACAGAGGAUCACAACCAGUUUCUACACAACUUCCUCUCACUGUCAGAACUAAUUAAAUCUACAGAGCCAUCCAGCACCAUUAGGCCUGUUGUGAUGAGCUUUGACUGUGUGGCACCGGUGUCAAAGAUCAGAGAUAAACUACUGGAUGCUCUGGGAGAGAAAGGGACAAAACAGGAAAACGGAAAAACAACGAGUCAACAACAGCCUAAUCCUGGGCGCGCUGAAAGCUUUCAAACAUAUAGGCAUUACCCGAGAGUAUAUCAAUACAUCGAUGAUGAUUUUAUGUAGCAGUCGCAUACAAGAAUAUCAGCAGAUGAGGGACCUCGAAUGAAUGCGUGUUUGCACAUAAUGACAAAUCUUGGUCGUUAAGUCUCCUCCACAGGGUCCACACCACAUUCACUCAGCCUCUCUACGCUGGACUUUGGUUUUACUGGUGCAAUGGAGUCACUGCUGAGCUCAGUGAACUCAAAUAGAAAAACGUUAUUAAGUUAUGAGGCUGUGGGAAGUUUGAAUUUGUUUAGGUGGAGGAUCUCACUGCUCUUGGUGAAUUUUACUUUUACCUAAACUGACACUUCUCCACAUGAAAAUAUAAACUUGCUCUAAAUCUUUGUUGAACAUUUGUAUUGAUGUAUUUGUACGUUGCUGUUUCUCCUCCAAUGCAUGGGCCUUUAACACAGAGAAGCUCCAGGGUUUUUAUGUAUGUGGUUAAACUAUUUUUUCAUUUCUUUGUUACUCUGUAACAAAAAGUCUCUUGAACUGUCGUUGACUCUCUCAUUACCUACUGUUAUUAUAAUCAUUAAAGAGAAUAUCCAUUA
Molecule: messenger RNA, 1718 nt
Organism: Seriola aureovittata
Lineage: Eukaryota; Metazoa; Chordata; Actinopteri; Carangiformes; Carangidae
Product: E3 ubiquitin/ISG15 ligase TRIM25-like
Exons: 1
Coding region: 16-1191 (391 amino acids)
Molecular function (GO): zinc ion binding
Source: RefSeq, a predicted model, not a curated record